This is a messenger RNA of Anopheles coluzzii, 6915 nucleotides long. RefSeq names its product latrophilin Cirl (gene Cirl). Lineage: Eukaryota; Metazoa; Arthropoda; Insecta; Diptera; Culicidae. Bases 4 to 4428 code for a protein of 1474 amino acids. The record is from RefSeq and is a predicted model, not a curated record. Gene Ontology annotation, molecular function: carbohydrate binding; G protein-coupled receptor activity. The transcript has a single exon. Gene Ontology annotation, cellular component: membrane.
ACGAUGGAUUUGUAUGAACGCAUCGAGCUGAACAGAAGGAAAGAAUUGCCACACCUGCAGCGAAGGCAGCGGCAGCGAAAUGAGAAGAGAAGAAAGCAAUCGAAUGCCGGUAGUAAUGAGACGUCGUGCAUUGCCGGAAGCGAUCGGGAACGGAGUAUCCUUAGCCCCGCUGCGGGUGAAUAUCCACAUCCGCUGCGACCGUUAAACACCUGCGAUCCGCUGAGAGGGACGGAAGAGCCGUCACAGCGGUGGAGUAACCACGACAGUUGCUUUGUAGGCAACGAUGCAGCGGAGGGCGGCCGUUCGGGCCGAAAUGUAAACUGUGCGCCCGCCAGCUCUUGGCGACCGCCCACCGAUUGGCGUGACAAACAGUGUACACGCAGCCGGAGCCGCCGAAAAGUGAUGGCGUACCGGAGCCCACUCACCAUCCCCCGGUGGCGACAAGCCCUUAUCACCGGUGCCAUAUUCCUGCUAGCGGUUCUGCUUCCCGCAGCAAUCGCCGGUUCGCCCAAGUACGAAACGGCGUACGCAUGCGAAGGGAAAACGCUCAUGAUCGAGUGUGAACCGGGCGAUCUGAUCAAUCUAAUACGGGCGAACUACGGUCGCUUUUCGAUCACCAUCUGCAACGAUCACGGUAACGUGGACUGGAGCGUCAACUGUAUGUCGCCCAAGAGCCUGCGGGUGCUGCACUCGAAGUGUGCCCAGAAGCAGAACUGCUCCGUGCUAGCGUCGACCAGCAUGUUCGGCGAUCCGUGCCCGGGCACGCACAAAUAUCUCGAGGCACACUACCAGUGCGUGUCGGCGGCGCAGUCCUCCACCACCACGAACCGGCCGAGCCCGCCGUGGCUCAAGACGUCCCAGCCGAUCGUGUGGAGUACGUCCACCGUGCGCAGUCCGGUACUGAGUCGGCUCAAUCUAACCACCGAUUUAGGGGGUGGCGGUGGCGAAGUGGCCGUCGUGGCAGCCGUUACGCCCGCCCUGUCAACACCGGCCGUCACGUUACGCCCCGGUGCAAGCGCCGGGAACGUCGGUACCAAAACCAGUCAAUCACCGACCACCUUCCGGAACAAGGGGUUCGAGAACAAGAGCGUCAAUGACGAUCUGGCCAUCAUCAAGACGAUCACUGACCGGAAGAAAGGUGGCGAUCCGGUGGAGCCGCUCGGGCCGAGGACUCCGUACGGUGGUGUGGAGGCCGGUGCAGCCGGAACGUCCGGAGGCGGCGGCCUGCAGAAGGAGGAAGACGAUGACGAUGGUGCCGACCUGUUCCCGACCCAAACGGCAGUAUUAUCCGGUGCAGCAGCACCACCCGGCGUCCGGAAGCUGGACCCCGCCGGUACGCCGACCAGCGUCAAUGGCGGGGGCAGCGUGCAGAUUGACAUUAGCCACGCGUGCGGACCGAGCACCGCCCGCAACCUGUUCUGGAAUGUGACGCGCGUGGGCGAGGUGAACGUGCAGCCGUGUCCGGGCGGUGCGACCGGCAUCGCCAAGUGGCGGUGCGUGGCGGUCGCCUCGCUAACGCCCGAGCAGCGCGUCCACCUGCAGCAGGAACACCAGCAGAUGCUGCAGAUCCAGGCCGCACAGCAGCAGUCGGCGGGAGGCGCGGGCGGCGUUAACGCACCGUCAGCGGACGAUAGUGGUAGCCAUGGUGAUAUUAGUUUUAGUAGCAACAGUGUUGCCCUUAGCGAUAAGCAAUCGAUGGUCGGUGCCGCUACCUGGUACGCCUACCGGCCGGACCUAACGCAGUGCCGCAGUCUGUGGCUGAACAAUCUCGAGGUGCGCGUGCAGCAGCCCGAUUCGUCGCUCAUCUCGAUCGCGAACGAUCUGGCGCAGGUGACGAGCAGUAAGACGCUGUACGGCGGCGACAUGCUCGUCGCGACCAAAAUCAUCCAGACGAUGUCGCAAAAGAUGCACUACGACAUCGAGACAAUACCGGACCAGCGGCAGCGGGAGGCACUCGUGUUCGAGCUGCUGAACAGUGUGGUCAAAACCGGGAGCAACCUGCUCGACCAGUCGCAGCACGCCAGCUGGCUGGAUCUGAGCGUGGAGGAUCAGAUGCGGGUCGCCACCUCGCUGCUGACCGGGCUGGAGGACAACGCGUUCCUGCUGGCCGACACGAUACUGCGCGAAAAGCACGUCGUGCAGAAGGUGAAGAACAUUCUGCUCUCGAUACGCGUGCUCGAGACGCGCAACUUUGGCAAGAGCACGGAGCUGUUUCCCGACUCGUCCACCGAGCGGUGGCAGGUCAGCAGCGAUCAGAUCGAGCUACCGAAGGCGGCCCUGAUCGAGAACAGCGAGGGCGGCCUGGUGCGUAUCGUGUUCGUGGCGUUCGAUCGGCUCGAGCAGAUAUUGCGCCCACAGUUCAGCAACAUUCAGCAGCAGCAGCAUGGUUCCGGUGGCGCAGGGCCAUCGUCCGGACGGGUUGAGCCGAGCCAGCACCGGCACCUGGACACGGACGGCAUCGCAUCAGCCAACGUUGCCGGGCUGGGCGCAAACGAUGGCACCUUUGGGUCGUCCGCCGGUGGCGGUGCGGGCACACGCAGCACCGAUGCGGGCUCGCCGUCCGACGCGGGUGUCACGGUGGUGCCGCGUUUGCGAUUGCUCAACAGCAAGGUGAUUUCCGCCAGCCUCGGCAAGGGUCGGCACAUUCAACUUUCGCAACCGAUCCGCAUGGUUCUGCGGCAUCUGCGCACCAAAAACGUGUCCAACCCGACGUGCGUAUUCUGGAACUACAUUGACCAUGCGUGGUCGGAGGACGGCUGCCACGUGGAGUACACGAACAGCACGCACACGGUGUGCAUGUGCAACCAUUUGACGAACUUUGCGCUGCUCGUGGAUGCGGUGGACAACGAGACGCAGCUGUCGUUGCUGUCCCAUCUGGAUGACAGUUUGCUGCUCUACAUCGGCAUCGCCGUACUGGUCGCCGUAGUGGUGAUCGCUCUGUUCGCGCGCAAGCUCUGCUACAGCUCGGUGCUUGCCAAGCUGCGCAACGGUGGGCCCGAAGCGGGUGCUGCCGGUCUACGCGGAGGGCCCAUCGAUCGGGAUCCUGCCGGGCUGUCCAUCUCCGCACAUCACGGCACGGUUGCGGGUCGACUGCAUCAUCACCAUCAUGGCGGUAGCAACAAUGCGGGCGUGGAUCUGCAUCAUCCGACCGUCGCGACGGCGGGCCACCACCAUCAUCACAUGGUGCAUCAUCAUCUGCCACCGCCGGGCACCGGCCACCAUCUGCUGGUUGCGGACGAUUUCCACCAUCAGCAGCAGCAGUCGCAACAGCCGCACCCGGCAAACAACAACCUGCACAAUCACCAUCCGAACAAUCUGGCCGGUGGUGGCAAUCAUCAUCACGUCAACAGCAACAACCUGGUAACGACCACCUUCAACAAUCUGAACGGCGGCGGUGGAAUCGGGGGCGGCAACUGUUCGCCCUCACCGCCGGGCAGCGGGUACGACCAUCACCAUCCUGGCCAUCAUCUCGCCCGGCUGAACAACAAUGUAAAUGUCAACUUCCCUAGUAAUAUUAGUAGCAGUAGCAACAAUAGCACUAACAACAGUGCCGCCGCCGCCGCCGCCCUCCUGCUCACCGGUGCGGGCAAGGGCGGUGACGAUGCGCUGGCCAAACCUUUCCCCUCCUAUCGCACGAAUAAUAAUCAAAUCAAUCUAUUACGCGCAGCCAAUCAUCACGCACAACAACAACAGCAGCAGCACCAGCAGCAGCAGCAACAGCAGCACCAGCAGCACCAACAACCUGCACCAUCAGCCAACGCACCAUCUGCAGCAGUCCUCCUUCAGCAGCAACAGCACCACCACCGCCACCACCUCCACCACCAACCGCAAGCUGCCGCAGCCACCGCUGGCACCAUCCUCCUACAAGGGUUCGGCGGUGAUGGCGGCCCAUCAUCACCAUCAGCAUCAUCUCUAAUCGCGUCCACCUCGCUGAUCACGACGAUCGCGCAGCCCACCUCCCAGCAGACAUCGCCAGCGGGCAGGGGAAGGGGUGGCGGUGGUGGCAGCAUGGACAGCAGCGGAAGCGAUCGCAGCAGCAGCGGAAGUACUACCGCCGCCGAGAUGGUUGCGUACAAUCUGAGCGGUGAGAUCGGCGAUGGUGGUGCGGGGUUGGCCAAUGGUGCCGGUUCGCCCGGGAAUCAGCUACACCUGCACCAUCAUCAGGGCAGUAUUGGUAGCAGCGCUUCCUCGGGUUUGCUAGUCGUUGCUGCCGGUGGUGGGAAUGCGGGUGGCAGCGUGAGUGUCGGUACGGCUGGCACAAUCACCUCGUCCGCGUCGUCGAGCGCGAGUGCGAGUGUGCCGCUGCUGCACCAUCACCACCAUCACCAUCUGCAUCACCAUCUGCACCAGCAUCUGCACCCGGGCGGUUCUGUCUCACCACCGUCCGAUCAUUCCUCCGUACCGAUCCCGAGCAAGCGGAACCUUUGAACCGAUCGUCGCCACAAUCACUGCAGUGCACGCAAGCGUAUUCCUGCAUUCGCUUUUAAAGCGGUUUGAAAGGUUAAAGGGCCGUGUUAUCAGCCGACAUGGACCGAGACAGAGAGAGAGAGAGUACGGGCCGGUAAGGCAACUAACGAAGGGAAUGAUGGCGACGACGGACGACGACGACAACAACGAUGCUCUCCCCAUUGACACACCGGUAUGUGGAUCGCGAUCGGUAUGAAUUCUUGUUUGUUUGAAAAAGCAAUCAGUCUUAUGUGUUGUUGUUGUUGUUGUUGUGUUAUACUACUGUUGUUGUUGUUGUUGUUGUUGAUUGCGUUUUAUGGCACUUUCCGUUGGCGUUACUUUAGUUCCGUUUCACACCGCCCGUUUUGUUUUAUGCGAUCACUGGCGUGGUGUGAUCACGUGUACGAAUAUGUAAUUUGAGUUUUUAUAUGUAAGGAUAGCAAUGUUUUACUUUUUUUUUUGAACACAUGUAGCAUUUCCUAAUUUAAUUGUUGUUUAGUGUUUCAUGUGUUAUACAAUCGGCAUAGUAUAGAAGCAAUCUCCGUGCGGUACGUGUGUUAUAGAGCUUUGUAUGAUUUAUAUAUGGAUUGAAUUGAGUGCGUGUGUGUAUUAUUUAUAAGCUUUAGUCAGGUUAACAUCCAUUCUAAAUUGAUUUCGCACCUUAAACUCCACUGUUUGCCAUUGUGCAAUACUCUCCCGCAGCGUUUGAUUGUUUAUAGCUCUCAUUUAUCUGAACGCCCAUUCCUUUCUGUUUUUUUUUUUUGUAUAGUGUGCUAUUUAAUUUAACAAAAUAGUUUGUAAUAUUGCAUAAAAUAUUGUUUUAAAAAUAAAGGUUAACAAUGUUUAUGUCCGUUUCAUGCUGUGUUCCCUCCCACGCACCACGCAUUUAUAGUGAUGGGGUCUACUCCGUGGAGAAGAGAAGUAACGAUAGCCACCAGUGGAACUAAAAUCUGCCUUGGACUACGCGAACGUCUCAUUUCUGCCCCCAAAACUGCACGCUGCGUUAGUAUUUUAAAGAACAAAAAACACACACACACAUCAAUUCAAGCAUUCUCACAAAAAUACAAUGUAAAUAAAUCUAUUUACUACGGCAAUGCGAGCGGUAGGACACAAGGUGCAUCCGCUCCUGUGCGCACAUACAGUGAAUAGGAAUCUAGAAAGCAGACGCGAUAGUAUGAUGUGUAUUAGGUAUAUGUGAUUGUGUGUGUGUCUCCGGCGACCACAAACAUAAUAGGAACAUAUUUAAAGCAAGUAAAAACAAUGCAAAACAUACUGCUGCAAAUAGGAAUCAUUUAAAGCAAAGAAAUGAGGGAGAAUGAAGUCAUUUGUGGGUUUCCAUCGAUGUCUCGCAUGCAAGGAAGCAAUACCAUUCUACUACUACUACUACAACUACUAUUACAUCUUCAAUACCUGUGAGGCAUGAUUGGUAGUGUUUCGUUACAUAGGAUAGCAAGAAAAGAAAAACUAAACAGGGAAAAGGGAACGAGAAAAGUUUAUCGAAUGACCAGCAUCCAAGAGAAGGAGGAGAGCGUGAAACAACGUGGAAAAUCAGAGGUGAUAAAGGAGAGUGAUAGAAAUCAAUCAAUCAAUAUGUGUUGGUGGCUGAAUGUAUAAAACGGAAGAAAAAGAAGAAAAAAACAGUUCAUAUGAAACAAUGUUGUAUAGCUACACUAAUCGUAAGCGUUCGUAAAAUCGCGACAGUACCACAAGAAUCUAGUUUUUAUUUAACACAAACCACUAGGAAAGACGAAGGCGAAGGAAAAAGGGAAGGGUGUAAAAUGAUAAAAGUUGUUAGUUAGUGUACACUCACCACCAGCCGCCAGCGCGCUUUAGUUUUUCGGUACCACCCCUUCACCAAACACACCGCCGCUGGGUAGGAGAGUAGGAGCCAAACCAAGAAUGAACGAAUGGGAUGCAAAGGGAUGUGCAAACCUUUCCACGUGUUCCAUUCGAUCGCGCAAACGUUACGCUCGCGUCAUCCCUAUUCGCGCACCCCGAUGACCCACGGGGCCGGACCGAAGACUCGGUGCGCAUUAAUUAUUGACUUUUAUUUAAUAGAAGCUAGCGAAAGAAGAGGGUGCACGGCACACAGGAUGAAAGGUGACAGGGCUAUCCCGUUUUCUCACACGCCGUGUGAUUUGAUUGUAGACCCUGCGCGCUCGCGGAAAUCAUCAAAUAUGUAUACAAAGAUUUUCCUUCACAGACAAACACACACACACCACGACAUUCAAGCGCAGUUUGAGCGCGUAUUGUUCGGCAGAGGAGUAGAACAGGCUUUCCAAACGUUCUGAGCAACAGCAGAGUAAGGAUGAAGGGUGAGAAUGUGGAAGAGGGGUAGCUCUAAAAUGCCCGCUUUUUUAUCAUUCCCACAGAGCGCGUACCAUGACGGGAAAGGGGUGUGUGUGUGAGAGCUAGAAAUGGAAGGAAAUUAGGAAGGAAGUAAUAAAACAAAACUGGUUAAAAAAUGAA